Octodon degus (degu) is the source of this 3240-nucleotide messenger RNA. It is a transcript of the gene Meak7, whose product is annotated as TBC/LysM-associated domain containing 1. NCBI's taxonomy places the organism in Eukaryota, Metazoa, Chordata, Mammalia, Rodentia, Octodontidae. The record is from RefSeq and is a predicted model, not a curated record. Gene Ontology annotation, biological process: TOR signaling. The coding region runs from base 103 to 1485 and encodes 460 amino acids. The transcript is spliced from 8 exons.
GGUCCUCGAGGGGAAAUUCCCAGGUUGCUUGCCCCGGACCGGAAGGUAGUGCAGAGUCCCUGCGGGCCGCAGGCUGGGAAAAUCUUUCCAAGACGAGGCAGGAUGGGGAACAGCAAGAGCUGCUCGGAGAGGAGCUUUUGCUCCCAGUUGCUUCCUGAGGAGCAGGCCGAGAUUGACAGGCUGUUUGAUGCCCUGUCAUCGGAUAAGGACAGCGCGGAGAGCUCGCCCCGCUGCUUCUCUCUGAAGGCUCUGCAGAGCCAUGUGGGGGAAGCGCUUCCCCAGGAAAUGGUCACCAGACUCUAUGACGGCAUGCGGCAGGUGGAUGUGACUAGUAGGACCCUGGGGCCCAGCAAGAGUGUCUCGCGGGAGCAGUUCUCAGCGUCGAUGUCACACCUGCUAAAGGGGAACGCCGAGGAGAAGAGCCUUGUGAUCCUGAAAAUGGUUUCUGCCCGGGAAGGGCCUGUGAAGGCCAGAGAAGUACAGAAGUUCACAGAGGACCUGGUGGGCUCCGUGGUGCAUGUGCUGGCCCACCGACAGAAACUGCGCGGCUGGGCUGGGACGCAGGCCACAGGUGCCCCGGUCAGGACAAAGGCCCUGGCCACCCAUCUUGUCUCCGAGAUGAAGCUUCCAGGUGGUGAGAGGCCUCAGGGGCCUCAGUGGCUGGACCUUGACUGUGACCAAGGCGUGAUCGAGGACUGGGUCUUCAGGGUCCCCCACGUGGCCAUGUUCCUGAAGGUGGUCAUCUGCAGGGGCCUUCUCAUCUUAUGCGGGUCCCUUGACGUGGCCACGCUGGUCCCCGAGCGCCAGGUGGAGCUGGGCCAGGAGCUGGAGAGCCUGCUGGACGCGCCCGCUGUCCUCUUCCUUGGCUCCCACCUGGCCCCGGAGCAGCGGCAGCGCUGGCGCCUGCUCUUCUCCUCCCACCUGCACGGGCAGAGCUUCUCGCAGCUGUGCGGCCGCAUCACUCACCGUGGGCCCUGCCUGGUCCUGCUGGAGGACCGCGAUGGCCACGUGUUCGGGGGCUUCGCCUCCUGCUCCUGGGAGGUCAAGCCGCAGUUUCAAGGGGACAACAAGUGCUUCCUGUUCUCCAUCACCCCCAGCAUGGCCGUGUACAUGCCCACAGGCUACAACGACCACUACAUGUACCUGAACCACGGGCAGCAGACCAUCCCCAAUGGACUGGGCAUGGGAGGUCAGCAUGGCUACUUCGGACUGUGGGUGGACUCUGACUUUGGGAAUGGGCACAGCAAGGCCAAGCCCACGUGUACCACAUACAACAGCCCACAGCUGUCCGCUGAGGAGAACUUCCGGUUUGAGAAGAUGGAGGUGUGGGCAGUUGGAGACCCCUCAGAGUCGGAGCUGGCCAAGGCAAAGAAGAGCAUCCUUGAUGCGGACCCUGAGGCGCGCGCCCUGCUGGAGGCCACAGGGCGGACGCGCCACAGCGAAGGCUUCCGGGAGGUCCCAGACGGUGACAGCGCCCACGAGUGAGCCGCGCAUGCCCUGGAGACACAGACUGUGCAGCUGCUGGGUAGCGAAGUCCUUGGACCCUGCUCCUCCCACGUUGGCUAAACUUGAACGUGGAGCCCCACGGGCCAUGUCCAGGUUGUCCCGGAUGUGUUCCUUCAGAACACAGCCCAUGCCAAGAAAUUUCCCUCCGAUGCCAUACUCUGGCGUGGGCUUUGUAUCCCAGAAAUUCUUGUCAGAUUAGCACCUUAGCCUUACACGUUCAUUUUGUAAUAGUGGAACCCAAAGACACCGAGACGUUCGGAGCUCUGCUGGCAUCAGCAGAUCUUGCCAUCAGGCAGGGGACUCUGGGGGGUCCCUGGACCUCUGCCCAGGCCUCUGCCGUCAGUCCCCCAUGGCCCAUUCUGCCUGGAGGUGGGUAGAGGCUUAGAGAAUGACCACACUUUGGAGAUAGCUUCCAACAGUGUGGAAUUUGUGUGUAUUUCUUUAAAAAAACCCCACAAGCAUCCUAUUAAUGGGGAAAUAGCUGAAGAGAUUGAGGGCAGUGUGGCUUUGUGUGGCAUGGGUCUUUAGUAGGUGCCAGUCACUAGGGCUCUGUUUCCAACCUUCUAUGAGUCAGGGUGGCAGAAGGUUUGGGGUUCCAUCUGCAGAAAAGCAGAGUGACAUUUCUUUUAUUAGUGCAGAUGUUGGAGGCACUUGGGGCCCUGGUUUGGGACCUUGCUUGACAGAUGCAUGCAGCCCAUCCCACGAACCAGUGCUGUCUGGAAUCUAGACUGGGGACCCACUGCUGAGUCAUGCCUGGGCCCAGGGUGGCUCUCCAAGGAGAAGACUGUGACCGGACAGUGGGGACUCUAAACAGGGGUGCAGGAGACAGCAGGUCCUGCAGGGCUGAUCUCACCCUUUGUGGGAGGAAGUGCCAGGCCUGAUCUGGUGCCUCUUCUUUUGCCAUAAACCUCGGCCUUUGGCAGAUCUGGGGAAAGGGCGAUCUUCUGCUGUAUAGUUGGCCUGGUGGAAAGCCACGCUAAACCAAGCCAGUUUGCAUUUUGCAGAUUUUGUGUUUCCCACCAGGGUUCUCACCAAAUCUGCCCGUGGUGGUCCCCUGCCUAAGACAGACAGCCUUGUAAACUGGCUUCAGAGAAGUGCCACCUCUGCAGGGCAAGGGGAUCGCGUCCUGCCAGGCACUUGAGUGCUUGGUCUGGUGCGGCCUGUGUGCAAGAUGCUGGUGUGCAGCGUCUGUAGGAGCAGCUGGGAGUCUCUGAUGGACCUCGGUCUUGUCCACCACACUCCAGAGAAGUAGGCUCCUGGGAUCACUUUGCUCAAAUACCUCACUUCUAACAGGGCUGCAGUGCCUGCAAUUGCUGCUGUGUUUGGGGUGCUGGGUGGGUCAGGGGACCCUGCACCUAGCCUAACCAGAUGGCGGCUCGUGCUUCCCAAGACAGUGCCCUCCUCCAGGCUGGGAGGGUGCCCCGCCAGGCAUUUGGUCACCUGGGGGUGCAGCCCUCUUGCAGCAGGAAGGGGACAGCUGUGGGUCUCCUCCUGACCUGAGGCUUAGCUGCUCUGCACACGUGGGUCACAAACUUCUCAGUGUACAAAGCUGUUUAUGACAUCCGUGGGGUCCCCGAACCCAAGAGGCCCUUAUGUGGAUCUGAAAAACUGAUGACCAUGUUUUAACAGAGGACUUUGUCCUUUUGGGGAAUUGGGAUGAGAAUUCCAGAUGUCAGUGAUGGAAGGGAUUAAAAGAUAUGUCCCCUGUGGCAAAUGUGACAGUCACUGUGUGUG